This is a messenger RNA of Westerdykella ornata, 3208 nucleotides long. Its product is annotated as putative zinc metalloprotease. Bases 125 to 3007 code for a protein of 960 amino acids. Gene Ontology annotation, molecular function: metalloexopeptidase activity. Lineage: Eukaryota; Fungi; Ascomycota; Dothideomycetes; Pleosporales; Sporormiaceae. Gene Ontology annotation, biological process: proteolysis. The record is from RefSeq and is a predicted model, not a curated record. The transcript is spliced from 2 exons.
CCGCCGAGGAUCCGUCAAGCUCGAAAGGAACAAACACCAUCGACGAGAAGUCCUGGCCUAUCACGGCCUCCUCACCCAAUUUGUCCAUUUCUCCAUGCAUUAAGCUCUGCUUACCCAGAUCUCAAUGGCGCAGUGGAAGAACCCGCUGGCCUUCCGACCCCUGCCCGUCAUUCUGGUGACGACCGUCACCUACGUCUCUCUCUUCGCUGCAUUGCUCACCAUUCAUCUGACCGUCCCGCCGUACCCUUCCUCUACACCGGCCGGGACGAACUUGACUCAGGCAUGGGCAGACCUGCAGAAGAUUACUCGUCGCUUUCACCCGUACAACUCGCGAGCCAAUGACCAUGUUCGAGAUUAUCUGCUUUCCCGCAUCCACAGCAUUGUAGCUUCCAAGCAUCUUGACAGCGACAACGUGGAAAUCAUUGAUGACAAUAUCUCCAAUGCCACCUUCUCCUCCCGCAAUACCACUGUUUACUUCGAAGGAAACAAUAUCAUUGUUGCCAUUCGCGGUUCAGAAGACAAGGAGCCAUUCUACCCUGCCGCUCACACGGGUCGAGCUGCGACAAACGGCGGAGUUCUCGUUAACGCUCACUACGAUUCUGUAAGCACGGGUUAUGGCGCUACGGAUGAUGGCGUAGGCGUCGUUUCGGUUUUGCAGCUUCUUUCCUACUUCACUGAGCCUCAAAACUGGCCGAAACGAACCAUCAUACUCCUACUCAACAACGGGGAAGAGGAUUUUCUGAAUGGCGCCAAGGCGUUUAUGCGACACCCCAUCUCCCAAGUUCCCCAUACCUUUCUCAAUCUUGAAGGUGCCGGAGCAGGAGGUCGAGCGACGCUGUUUAGAAGCACCGACGAGGAGGUGACCAGGCCAUAUCAGAAGUCGGCCAAUCCUUUCGGUACCGUCAUCAGCGCCGACGGGUUCAAGCGGGGUCUUAUUGCAAGCCAGACAGAUUAUGUCGUGUUCAACGGCGAGCUGGGUCUCCGAGGGCUCGAUGUUGCCUUCAUGGAACCACGAGCGAGGUAUCAUACCAUCGAAGAUUCCACUCGCGAGACGUCUUUGAACUCCGUGUGGCACAUGCUCUCUGCCGCCAUUGCGACUACACGUGGUCUUGCUUCCGACAUGAGCAAUGCAUUCAGUGGCAACGGAGAGUCAAGCCCAGAGGGCAGAGUGGAUGCGGGCAAGGGCACUGAAGCGGUUUGGUUUGACAUAUUCGGAAAGGCAUUCGUCCUGUUCCGUCUGCACACAUUAUUUGCACUCAACGUUACAUUGUUGGUCGUCGCUCCUAUCGCCCUAAUUACCCUCACGAUUGCCUUGUCCAGGGCCGACAAAAAUUAUCUGUUUGCCAGAAAGAGGUACAUUCAUUCCUCGGAUGACGACGAACCUGUAUAUCUAUAUGGCUGGCGCGGCGUUUUCCGAUUUCCGUUCGCAUUCGUUGCGGCCACUGCACUCGUUGUGGGUUUGGCAUAUCUCAUUGUUAGGGCGAACCCCUACAUUGUUCAUAGUAGCCCUUAUGCUGUUUGGAGCAUGAUGCUCUCAGCAUGGUUCUUCGUUGCCUGGUUUUUGCUUCGAGGCGCAAGCGCAAUGCGGCCUUCGGCCCUUCAGCGCAUGUACACCCUGAUGUGGCUGUUCGUGGGCAGUUAUGCGCUACUAAUCUACGUCACCGUCCUAGCCAACGACUAUCAAGUUGCGGGCGGAUACUUCAUCAUGUUCUACUUUGCCGCAGUCUUCUUCGCGCUUCUGAUAUCGUACCUGGAGCUGUUUUUCGUCCCCACAAAGGCCGCUUACGUGGCCCACUUCGACACCGAGAGCACAACUCGUCGGACGUCGGAAGCGUAUAGUAGGCCGCUGACGGGCACUACCAGUGGCACUCGAUCAGACGAUCGGCCCGUUCAGGACGAGGAAGCGACCGAAACGACAUCCCUUCUCCGAGGGAACCAGCGUAGCUUUGCCAGGUACGGGAGCAGACACUCGAUCGACGAGCCCACAGGACGGGAAGACUACCAUGGCGAAGUCGAUAUUGCAAAUGCAUAUCACAACGAGCAAGGAUGGAGUGCAAGGAUGCCCAGCUCCCUCUGGGUCAUCCAGUUCCUGCUCCUGGUUCCUAUAAACGUCAUCUUGGUAGGACAGGUGGCUUUGUUGCUAACAUCAGCACUGUACCAGACUCCUCAGGAUGGCGCUUCCUCGCUCUUCAUCUAUAUUGCCUUCGCCGCCCUCACCAUUCUGCUCCUCGCGCCUACCGGUCCCUUCCUGCAUCGGUUCACUUACCACGUCCCGACAUUCCUGCUUCUCGUCUGCGUUGGGACAAUGAUAUACAACCUCGUCGCCUUUCCAUUCUCCAGAGACCACCGGUUGAAGGUAUACUUUAUACAACAGGUCGAUUUGGACACUGGAGACAACGUCGUGUCCUUAACGGGCCUCGAAAAGUACGUCCAGAAGGUAAUUAGGGAAAUACCAAGCGCACAAGGCCAGCAAAUCAACUGCACGACGCCAGAAGUCGCGUCGCGGGCCAAAUUGAUCAAAUGCGGGUGGCGUGGACUGUCGGCACGCGUUGUGCCGAAAAUGGCCACUUAUAGCAACAGAACUUACCUGGACACAUGGCUCGACUAUGAUGUUUCACGAAACAAAGAGGCCAAUGAGGCCACGAUUCGCGUGGUCGGGCAAAACACACGCGCGUGUCGCAUUCUGUUCGACUCGCCGAUCGCAGAUUUGCGGGUGGAGGGGGGUGUUUCAGACCCUCGUUUCAAUGCGACUGGCGACCACGGCUCUAGCGAGAUACGCCUCUGGCAUCGAGAGUGGUCGCAACCAUGGAACGUUAGCGUGGCAUGGGACCGCGGCGAGCAUUCUCCGCCUUCUGGAAGAGUUGUCUGUAUCUGGUCGGAUGCAAAUGCAGGGGCCAUUCCCGCAUUCGACGAGGUGCAGCACUAUCUGCCAUCCUGGAGUGUGGCAACAAAGUACUCCGAUGGGCUGGUGGAGGGAUCGAAACGCAUAAACUAUGGCGCAGACUAAGCAUCCUGUUCGCCCACGGAACUAGGAUCAAUGCUCUUGUUGCUCCCUUCUUCGGGGCUAUCCACUACUGCACUUAAGCCCGGCGUUCGCGGACGCUUCUGUUUGCUGCUCGUUGAUAUUCUAUUCAUUGAGGUUCUUUUUCAGGUUCUGCUCCUCUACCCUCUCCUCUCUUCAGUCGCAUCUUACAGCUUCUUGGUGACG